GAUUAGAUUUUUCAACUGAAUAUCCUACUGACCGUGGACAUUUUGAAGAUAUUAUAAGCAGUGAUAUGAAAUACAGUAUAAUGAGUUAUGGUCCAUGCAGACCUAUUAUUAACUUUCCUUACUCACCAGAUGGUAGUGGAGUUUUAAGAAAAUUUUCAGCCAGUUAUUACAAUAUGACAACAAAAUCAGGUUUACAAAUUCCUCGAUUAUGGCUUUGUUAUUCUAUUUUAUUAAACCGUGUGUAUUGUGAGACGUGUUGGUUGUUUGCAAACAGAAACCAAAAAGGAUUCAAAAACAAUUGGAUUGUAGGGAUAAAUGACUGGCAUCACAUGAAUGACAAAAUUAAUGAUCAUGAAAAAUCCCAAACACAUAUUUAUGCCAGUAGUGUUCGACUUCAUUGUAUUUUGGAAUCUUAUGAUCUAAACGUGAAAAACUGUCGUGGACAAGGAUACGAUGGUGCAUCUGUUAUGAGUGGCAGUAAUAGUGGAGUCCAAAAACGUAUCAUGUCAGUGGCACCAAAUGCACCAUUUGUUCAUUGCUGCGCACAUAAUUUGAAUUUGGUGAUUUCUGAUGCAGCCAAAAGCACUCAAGUAGCAAAUCAUUUCUUUGCCACUGUUCAAGCUAUUUUUAACUUUUUUAGUUCUAGCGCUCCUCGGUGGGCCACGUUAGCUUUCAGUGAAGACUUUGCUUGCAAAAUUAGAAAGAAAGUAUUGAAAAAAAUAUGUCCAACUCGGUGGGAAGCCAGACACGAAUCAGUCUCAGCUCUUAAACAACGAUAUAUUGAUGUACUUAAGUCAUUGAUUAACAUAAGUUUAAUCAGUAAGAAGUCUGACGAACGAAGUGAAGCUCAAUCUUUACAAAAAAAAAUGGAAUCUUUUCAAUUUGUGUUGAUGUUGAGUGUUUGGGAAAACAUAUUACGACCACUUCAUGGUGUUUCAAAAAUGUUACAACGAGAUAUGAAUCUACAAAAUGCACGAGACAGAUUAAAAGAUGUUUAUUAUUUAAUAAAUGAAUUGAGAAAUAAUUAUGAAGAUAUAGUAAAUAAUGCCAAGUCAUUGUGUUUGAGAUGGAGAUUACCUGUUACAUAUACUGAACCUCGUCAGAUAUAUGCAAAAAAAACAUUUUGA
This is a messenger RNA of Sipha flava (yellow sugarcane aphid), 1127 nucleotides long. Its product is annotated as zinc finger MYM-type protein 1-like. The annotation marks the transcript as partial. The transcript has 2 exons. The record is from RefSeq and is a predicted model, not a curated record. Lineage: Eukaryota; Metazoa; Arthropoda; Insecta; Hemiptera; Aphididae.